Molecule: messenger RNA, 1130 nt
Organism: Rosa chinensis
Lineage: Eukaryota; Viridiplantae; Streptophyta; Magnoliopsida; Rosales; Rosaceae
Exons: 3
Coding region: 105-947 (280 amino acids)
Biological process (GO): N-terminal protein amino acid acetylation
Cellular component (GO): chloroplast
Molecular function (GO): N-acetyltransferase activity
Source: RefSeq, a predicted model, not a curated record
UGUGUCCUUUUAUAACUGAUUCACUGUAACAACUUCAACCGUCCCAAAAGAGAAACAAAGAAUCUCCGAUUCUUGAUAGACAGAAAAAAAAGGCAGUCCAAGAAAUGCGGACCAUACCGUUGGGAAUCUCAGUGUCCCCAACCUCCAUUAACACCACUCUCAACCUUAAACGACCAAACAACUUCCCUCUUUCCACUUCCACAUCUAGGGUUUCUGCAUCCUCCACUAACAAUUUCUCUCUCCUCUCCUUCUCCAAAUCUGGAGUCUGCAGAGCCAGUCAAGUGGCUGAUCUAUUUCCAACUGUGUCUCCUGAAAUUGUUGUUCGGGAGGCGAGGUUAGAGGACUGUUGGGAGGUUGCCGAGACUCAUUGCAGCUCUUUCUUCCCCGAAUAUGCUUUCCCUUUGGAUUUUGUUCUUAGGGUUGACCGGCUGGUGGGAAUGCUAGCCGGGUUUUCUUUGCCAAGUGGUUGCAAAAGGACUUGUCUGGUAGCGGUCAUUGGAAACCCUGCUGAUGAAACUUUCCUCUUCGGAAGUGAAGAUUUCAAGAUUGCCGGUCUUGAUGGGAAGAUCAGUCUCAGUAAGAGGUAUGUGGCUGGAAUAUUGACAGUGGAUACUGUAGCUGAUUUUCUUCCUAGAAAAGGUCCUCUUCGGCAGAGAAGGACUGGUAUUGCAUAUGUAUCAAACGUUGCUGUUCGGGAGAAAUUUCGACGUAGAGGAAUUGGUAAAAGGCUAAUAGCGAAAGCAGAAGCUCAAGCGAGGAGCUGGGAUUGUCGUGCCAUCGCAUUGCAUUGUGAUUUGAACAAUCCGGGAGCCAUAAAGCUGUACAAAGGUCAGGGUUUCAGAUCUAUUAAGGUGCCUGAAGGAGCAACUUGGCCUCAGCCCAAGACCGCGCCCGAUGUUAGAUUCAACUUCAUGAUGAAGCUUCUGAACAACACUACUGCAUCUUAGACUAGGAACAUGUGAAGAACUUACAAGGAAGAAAGGAUUAAAGACAUGAAAAGUAGGAUUGCUUUAAAAUAGGCUGUAUAUAAGAAACGGAGCAUUGCAUAAAAGUGCUUGUGAUGUAUCUGUGUUGAUAACUCUUCACUGUAUUUUUAUAUUUUUGGAUAAAUCUACAUUAGUAAAGCCCUA